Molecule: messenger RNA, 252 nt
Organism: Apiotrichum porosum
Lineage: Eukaryota; Fungi; Basidiomycota; Tremellomycetes; Trichosporonales; Trichosporonaceae
Exons: 2
Coding region: 1-252 (83 amino acids)
Source: RefSeq, a predicted model, not a curated record
AUGUCUAGAAUCGACUUGGCCUGCAGCCACAUCGCAGUGUGGCUCGCCUGGGCAGCUCUCUUCGUUCUCCUCGGGGCUUUCCACUACCAUCCCCAGGGCACCCUCGGCAACAUUGCACUGGUGCUCCAAACCACAACAGCGGUCCUGUUCACCAUCGACCUCCGCGACGCAAACGAGGAGCAUCGGAGACUGGAACAGACGCCCCCGGCGCAGGGCACUGUGGACACUCUGGCGACACCCAGUGAAUGGUAG